Molecule: messenger RNA, 979 nt
Organism: Pseudocercospora fijiensis CIRAD86
Lineage: Eukaryota; Fungi; Ascomycota; Dothideomycetes; Mycosphaerellales; Mycosphaerellaceae
Exons: 3
Coding region: 78-596 (172 amino acids)
Biological process (GO): regulation of DNA-templated transcription
Molecular function (GO): DNA-binding transcription factor activity
Source: RefSeq, a predicted model, not a curated record
CUUACCAACAUUCAUCGAGCAAUCAGUAACAGUCGACCUUUUUUUCAAGAAGAGUUUCCCUUACUGUAUCCACGAACAUGACGAACAACCUUAACAUAUAUCACAAAUGGUGUUCAGGUCAGGACACACUACCUGAGCAUCCACCGCCCGAACUUCAGGAGCUCCCAACUAAUUCCCAUCCAUACUGGCUUAUACGUUGCCCUACCAUCGAGUUCGAGCCAGACUUCAACAGCUCAAACGUCUGCUCUCCCGACAUGUCGUAUCAACAGCUAUCCUUCGAUUCACAAUUCUGCAACGCAGAAGAUUAUCUUGACUUCCAGCGAAUCGGGACACCUCAACCCACGUUCAAGGAUGACGACUUAGACGCUGCUUCUCAGGUCAGCAUUGAGACUAGUGAAAGAGGAUCCAACAAGCACGUUCGAAGAAGGGAACAGAAUCGUGCUUCGCAACGAGCAUACCGAGAUCGUCAGCGAGGCAAGAUCGCGGAAUUACAAGCCAAUAUCGUUGCGCUCAAGGCCCAGAAUGAGAAAUUGCAAGCUCGAAAUAGUAUGCUUGAAGCCACUUCCCAGCGACAGAUACCAGAUUCGAAGAAAUGAGUCGUAACCGGCCGGGGAAAAAUUUGACACUGCGUAUAACGCACCAAGAUCUGAACAUGAUCAACUCUCAGCACAAAGAUGUUGUGACUGCUUCAGUUGCCCCCGAAAAUGGUUAUGCAGAAACACGAGAUUGCUUCCCAAGCAUCUUACCACGCAAGUCAUCAAUAUGCAACUUCAGGACGAAGGCAGGAUAGGUACACGAAAUGGUACCUAAGGUGGUCAAGUGCCACAAUGUAACGCAGCAAGCAGGAACGAAAGGUCUGUGCGGGAACCCAAGUCAUAAAGUAGAACACAACCAUCAAAGACUUGUACACUAUUAAUGAAGAGCAAUCGCCUCGAUUGUACGAAGUAUCAAAGGUACAGAACCUCAUCGCACAAUCCUC